This is a messenger RNA of Eucalyptus grandis, 1238 nucleotides long. Its product is annotated as cysteine-rich receptor-like protein kinase 10. The record is from RefSeq and is a predicted model, not a curated record. Gene Ontology annotation, biological process: protein phosphorylation. The transcript has 7 exons. Bases 102 to 1238 code for a protein of 378 amino acids. Gene Ontology annotation, molecular function: protein kinase activity; ATP binding. Lineage: Eukaryota; Viridiplantae; Streptophyta; Magnoliopsida; Myrtales; Myrtaceae.
CACCGCCGUCGCCGGAGGCAGAUGCUCCGCCUCCUCCACCAGGAAAAAGCAACAAAUCUACUGUGAUAACCAUCGCCAUUACUCUUCCGCUUGGAGGUGUCAUGGUACUUCUCUCUCUCACUUGUUGCAUUCUUCGUAGAAAAAGAAAGAAGACGGAUGAAGUCGUCAAAGGAAAAGGCGGUGCAAAUGAACUUACCACUGUGGAGUCCUUGCAAUUUGACUUGGCUACAGUACAUGCUGCGACAAAUUAUUUCUCUCAUGAAAACAAGUUAGGUGAAGGUGGAUUUGGUGAAGUUUUCCAGGGUAAACUUCCUGAUGGAGAACAAAUCGCGGUGAAAAGGCUAUCUAAAAGCUCGAGACAAGGUGAUGGAGAAUUUAAGAAUGAAAUUUUAUUAGUUGCGAAGCUUCAACACAUAAACCUUGUACGAUUGCUUGGAUUUUGCUUGGAGGGAGAUGAAAAGCUACUGGCCUAUGAGUUUGUGCCAAAUAAAAGCCUUGAUUACUUCUUAUUUGAUCCCCAAAAAAGGAGACAAUUGAAUUGGCCAUUACGUUAUAAAAUAAUAUCAGGGAUUGCUCGAGGAAUGCUCUAUCUACAUGAAGAUUCUCGUCUCCGGAUUAUUCAUCGGGACCUAAAAUGUAGCAAUAUCUUGUUAGACAAUGAAAUGAACCCAAAGAUUUCGGAUUUUGGCAUGGCAAGGAUUUUUGGAGUCAAUCAAACUCAGGCUAGCACAAAUAAAAUCGUGGGGACUUUUGGUUACAUGUCUCCAGAAUAUGCAAUGCAUGGAGAGUUCUCAAUGAAAUCCGAUGUUUAUAGUUUUGGCAUACUACUUCUAGAGAUCAUUUGCGGCAAGAAAAACAACUUCUACCAUCAAUUGGAUGGGGGUGACUAUCUUGCUAGUUAUGUGUGGAAGCAAUGGAGAGACGGCCAGCCCACAGAAGUGUUGGAUCCGGCUAUCGUGGAUUCAUAUUCAAGAGAUGAGGUACUUCGAUGCCUGCACAUUUGCUUACUGUGCAUUCAGGAAGAUCCAGCUAUUAGACCCACCAUGGCAACUGUAGUUCUCAUGCUCAGCAGCAAUAACUUUAACCCACCAUCACCUCAACAUCCAGCCUUCUUCAUCCAAAGCAGAUUGCGGGGACUGAGCAUCCCAAUGAAAGAGCUUGACUCAGACCACCCCACCAGGAGGACUAUGGCUUCGUCGUCCAAUGGCAUGUCAUUAACCGAAUUGUACCCCCGGUGA